Micromonas pusilla CCMP1545 is the source of this 444-nucleotide messenger RNA. RefSeq lists its product as uncharacterized. Bases 1 to 393 code for a protein of 130 amino acids. The transcript is spliced from 2 exons. The record is from RefSeq and is a predicted model, not a curated record. NCBI's taxonomy places the organism in Eukaryota, Viridiplantae, Chlorophyta, Mamiellophyceae, Mamiellales, Mamiellaceae.
AUGGACAAUUACCCUCAGAUCGCCGGCGAGGGGAAGAGGUGGCCGGUGCUGCGGCUCGACGACGGCGGCCUCGAGGUGCACAAGCUUCAGGUUCUGCUCGACGACUUGGGGUACUACAGCGGCGAGGAGGACAUGCAGUACUGGUAUUUCGGUUCCACGACGGAGAACGCGCUCGGGACGUUUCAGGCGUCCACGGGUCUGCCGGACACGGGGUUGACGUGCGUGAACACGUGGAGGGCGCUGGUGGGCGAGGAGGAUCUCAAGCUCGGCCCGAAGAAGGCGCUGGAGAAGGUUGGGGACGGGGAGUAUCCGCAGGAUCUGGCGCGGCAGGACGCGGUGUUUUUGCUCGGCGAAGGGAGGUUCGAGGAGAGGAAGCGGGAGGAGGUGUUGUAGGUACGGUAGAAUCAUCCAUCAGAAUCGUCGUCGUCUGACGGAACUACGAGU